Dendroctonus ponderosae (mountain pine beetle) is the source of this 904-nucleotide messenger RNA. RefSeq lists its product as uncharacterized. Bases 215 to 763 code for a protein of 182 amino acids. The record is from RefSeq and is a predicted model, not a curated record. Lineage: Eukaryota; Metazoa; Arthropoda; Insecta; Coleoptera; Curculionidae. The transcript has 3 exons.
CUGUGACCCGCCAGUUAAAUUAUACUUGCAUGUGCUGAGGUUGGCCGUUCGAAAUCAACCUCUGAACCGCGUAAAACAAGCAUUAUUCUGUCUCGUGUAUAAGUGCAGCCUUUGCCAAUGGAACAAUGAAUGGAUGGUAAUUGCGAGUACAGAAAUAAGAAGCCCUUCUUAGUACUGAUGAAUCUGCCCGUUAAGUUCUUCGGUGUUUUUAGCCAUGGAUGAAGAAACAGGAGAAAUCAACUACAGCCUACACGUGUCGAAGGAUGCAGAAACUGGCGAAGAAGAGUACGUAAACUACUGGCUAGACCAGGAGACUGGGGAAAAGCAGUACUUUAGCCUCGACCGGAUAUGCCACAGCCUGCAAAUGCCGAAUCCGUUCAGAAUCAACAGGUACGCAACGCACCUGACUGCAAUCGUGCAAAACUCCAAGCACAAAACGUCGCAAAAGCGCAUGGAAUUCAUAACCGCCAUAGUUUUCCUGUUGCCCACCUUCAUUGUAUUCACGCCGCUGCUGGGGAUAAUCGUCCUAAUCUUCGAUGUGAUCCUGCACAAAUGGUGCCACAGGAAAAACGCCCGUCUAGCCAGGGAGGACAUGAUCUACUAUCGCAGUCCUUUGCACAUGAUCUACCGGGAGUUCUGCUUGAAGUGCAUUGCGGAGGAGCAUUCCAGGAAGAUCGAGGAAAUACACAAUAGGAGACUCAAUAGGAAGAGGAGCGCAAUGGAAAUGCUCAAAGACACCAGUGGGUUGGAGGCAAGACUCUAAAGCGCCAUCAAACAAAUGUGAUAUCCUGCAAAUCAUCUAUUGUUCGGUAGUUGAUUAUGCUCAGGCGUAAGUUUGUUAUUCGAUUGUCUUGCCCUAACUAGGUCCAGUUCAAACACUAAUAAGUACAAUCGAAGACCCUUA